Molecule: messenger RNA, 1177 nt
Organism: Sphaeroforma arctica JP610
Lineage: Eukaryota; Ichthyosporea; Ichthyophonida
Exons: 1
Coding region: 126-1055 (309 amino acids)
Source: RefSeq, a predicted model, not a curated record
UAUAACACUAAACAGUAUAUAACACUAAACAGUAUAUAACAUAUAUCAGUAUAUAAGUUUACAAUAGGAUACAUUGUGAGUAUAAUAAGAACAAUCAGUAAAACACUGGUUGUGAGUGUGUCAUAAUGUCCGAUCAGAAGAAGUCUAAGAAAGAGAAGAAGGAGAAGAAGGAGAAGAAGGAGAAGGCAUCGAAGUGCGAGGAUAAAGAAAGUAAGAAGGAGAACACGUCCGCAGUUAGAGAGUCCAAGAAAUCUAAGAAAGAUAGUAAGAAAUUAAAGAAUGCCCCGGAAGCCACUGCUGAAUGCACGAAUGAAGUAGUUGAUGCACCAAGCAAGAAGACCAAAAAGGAGAAGAAAGGCAAGAAGGACAAGAAAGUAAAGAGGGAGAAAGUGGAGAUAAAGCAGAACUCAGAUACAAAUAGUGCUGUUAGUGCGGAUAAGGGUGUGAAACGCAAACGAUACAAGUCUGUUGGGAGCGAUGGUCCGGGGGAAGGAGUAAGUGAGAGAGUGAGUAAGAAAGCCAAAGUAAGUCAGAAAGACCAGAAACCCAAAGCAAGUAAGAAAGACAAGAAGGAUAAGAAGAAGAAUAAGAAGUCGAAGGACAAAGACGCGGACGCCACGAAUGCUAACCAAGCAGCCACAGUCAGUAAUAGUGGUGGUAGCACCUCGGGUGAGGGGUCAAGCGAUGAUAUAGUGAGCUCUAGUAGCAGUGCCACAAGGACCGAGACCGCGGCGAGUACUAGCACAGUCACACCAACGGCAUGGAACGAUUGGACAAAAGCGAGCUUCAACGGCAACGAUAAGCAGAAGGACAAGUUCUUAGCUCUACUGGGAGGCAAGAAGAAGGACAAAGGGGGGGCUAAGAAGGGUCUAUUCGGGGGUCUGAAGAAGGCAGCACCCGUUAAACCGACAGGGUUGCACAUACCGUCGGCUAUUGAUGAUACAACGGGACAGCUGAUACAGCAACAGUUGUUGGGACAGUUUGAACACGCACUGGAGCAUCGAUACGAUCCCAAGAAUGGGGGCAAGACUGGCGGAUUGGGAUGGUCGAAUUAAUUGAGUGUUGAGGAGACAGAGAAGAUAUACAAUUGCUUUGUUUGUAUUGCUGUGGUUUCAUUGGCGAAUAAAUGUGAAUCGAAGUACAGUUCAGUUCGAAUCUUUAAAGAGUAUAUGUCAUC